Dendronephthya gigantea is the source of this 1011-nucleotide messenger RNA. RefSeq names its product transmembrane and ubiquitin-like domain-containing protein 1. The transcript is spliced from 2 exons. The record is from RefSeq and is a predicted model, not a curated record. Bases 104 to 934 code for a protein of 276 amino acids. NCBI's taxonomy places the organism in Eukaryota, Metazoa, Cnidaria, Anthozoa, Malacalcyonacea, Nephtheidae. Gene Ontology annotation, molecular function: protein binding.
UUCUAUAAGAAAGUAAAUAUGUUACAAAUUCUCCAUUGUUAUAUUCUUUAUUCUAACAUUGACAUUUACACAAUAUGCGUAUAAUAAAGAAAAGUUUAUAGUUAUGACUCUGGUCGAGGGAAUAUCAAACGAAGUUUUGUUUGCUUUCCUUGUGACAAUUUUAUCAAUUGCACUAGCUAUAUAUUACACUUUCUCUGGAGCCACACGACCACCCAGGCAAAAUGUGGAUGGGCCUAUAAAUGUGGAAAAUGUUGAUGGAAAUCUCUCAGAAGCAAGGAAUAACGCUGCCCCAAGUCAAUCUAAAACAAACACCAAUAACACGAGAGGAAGUGCGGUUAAUCUCGUGGGACAGCCCCCUGAUCCCAGAGACUCAGCGGAACAAACGUUACAACCUGAACAAAACCCAGGUGCAGGUGAGGACAGUGUGAGAAGACGUGUAGUAAAUGAUCCAGACCAAACUCAAGGACAGACAACUGGAGGCCAAUCAGGUCAGGAUGAAACCAUGGUGGUGAAAGUGAAACACAAUGAAAACAUGCAGACAUUUAAUGUUUCAAAAUCUAUAACUGUUUUAGAAUUGAAAAGGUUGGCAUUUAUUAAUGAACUGAAUGCAGGGCACAGAGUGAGGUUUGUAUAUGCUGGACAACUAUUAAGAAAUGAUGAUUAUCCUCUUACAAGAUAUGGAGUAUUACCAAAUACUGUUAUACACUGUGUGAUAUCUGACUCUCCAGAACAGCCAACACCUGCAGCAGCGGAACAUUAUGAUGAGGAUUUAGAUCUUAGUCGUUUUUUAAUACCAUUACUUACUCUUGCUCUAAUUAUGGCAUGGUAUGGUCUCAUCUCAUACAAGCACAUAUUCACUGGUUCAUCUAUUGCCAUAUUAAUGUUCUUAACUAGUCUCUACAUGAUCCUAAUCUAUGUGACAACAAUUCAAUGAAAUAUACAGUACAUGUAAAUUGCUAUUCCAAAUAGAUAGGGAGUGUAAUAAAAUAACAUACAAAAUUGUAAUUGUUA